UGGUGGCAGCGGCGUCAGAGGGGCAUCUCCGAUCAUGGACGAACUACCGGCUGAUGUGCGGGCUUUCCUGCGCCAGCACCCCAACCUGAGGCUGCUGCCGAAUACUCACAAGGUGCGCUGCUCUCUAACCGGCCAUGAGCUACCCUGCCGUCUGCCGGAGCUUCAGGUCUACACCAGCGGCAAGAAAUACCAGCGGUUGUCCAGAGCCUCCCCGGCCUUCGAUUACACAGCGUUCGAGCCACACAUCGUGCCCAGCACAAAGAAUCCGCACCAAUUGUUCUGCAAACUCACCCUGAGGCACAUCAACAAGUCCCCAGAGCAUGUGCUGAGGCAUGUCCAGGGCCGGAGGUAUCAGAGAGCACUUCAUCAAUAUGAGGAGUGUCAGAAACAAGGUGUGGAAUAUGUCCCUGUCUGCCUAUUGCACAAGAAGAGGAAGAGGGAGGACCACAUGGAUGGAGAUGGGCUACCUGGCCAGAGAACAGCUUUCUGGGAGCCAGCUUCCAGUGACGAGGGAGGAUCCCUGAGUGAUGACAGCAUGACAGACCUAUACCCACCUGAGCUGUUCACAAAAAAAGAUCUGGGCAAGCCUGAGAACGACACUACUGAAGACUUUCUGACAGACCAAGAGGAAGAGAAGCCAAAGCAGUCGAGAGAGAAGGGCACUGGGGAGAGGAGAGAGGUCAAAGUGGACCACAAGAGGAGCCGUAAACUCAGAAAGAAGCAGUUCACCUCGUUGACCAAGAAGUUCAAGAGCCAUCAUCACAAGCCCAAGAACUUCAGUUCUUCCUUUAAGCAGCUGGGAAAAUGAAAUGUGCAGAGAAAGCCUUUGAGUGUUCUUGGAACUGGCCGUUGAUGUCCUGAUAUUGGCUGUUGCCCAGAAUGGGCCUGGAGGUUCUGUUCAGAAGGUGACAGCAGCAGGGAUUUGAAGAUUCCUCUCCGUGCAUGGCUUUUCUGUGGUCUUCAGUGACUUACUAUAGCAUCCUGACUUUGCCAGGCUCGCACCCUGGCUGGUCACCACAUAGGAUCACACUAUAUACCACAAAUGCCAUUAUUUAUUUUGAUGUUUCCAAAGAUCAAAACAUUUUCAAACACAACUAAGAUAUAAAAUACAGCAUAAAAAUGAGGUUUAUACCUAUUCCCACAUAAAGCUAAAGCAUUUUCAGAAACUGUUUUGCCAAACCAAUGUGUAGAUCUUUUUUUUUCUUUUCCCAUCCCAGGCACAGCCCACAGAAAGCUGGUAGAUGGGCCAGGGUAUCCUUGGGAUGGGGGCCGCUGCUGAGAGGCAUGCAUUUGCCUCCUAGGGUCUGCCCAUUCCACAAACUGGAAUAUUAUGGGGCUGCCACUGCAGGUAACGGAGCAGGUGGGUGUACACUGAGUCAGCUCUGCUUGUCAAGGGACUUGGUAGUAAGGAAAUGUCAUGGCGUGAGCCACUGCUAGAACUCACACAGGGAGGAGUAGGCCAGCUGUAAGGCUGCAGAACACGGGCUGGGUGUUGAGAAGGUAAAUUCAGACUGCAGAGCCCGUGAGGCAAGGGGAAGAGGCAGGACUGACCCAAAGUGACUCAAGAGGACACAGUCCUGCCUCCCCAGCUGAUGCCAGAAAGGAGGACACCUCUAGGACUCUGCACCUAAGGGUGAGUGAGCUGCCAGCUCCUCUCCAGGGGUUCUAAGCCUGUCUACCUGUCUCCUCCAACAGAUCUGGGGAAGGUGGAGGAGGAGCCCAACCACCCUCAUGGCACUACCAUACAGAUGAGCAGGACCACAGCAUUAGACAGCUUCCCCACCCCCCAAAAAGAGAAACACGGUGUAAGGCAAUGUUAGAAAACUUUAAAUACAGGACUGAGAUCAAAUUGGUAAGGCAUCACAAAUUGUAAAAAGUAUCUUGGCUGCAUCCAGCAGAGCAAGUUGACAAAAAUCUGAGCAAGCAACAGCCUCAGGGAAAUGGUGGCAUCAGGGCUGUCAAUGGGGUAAACUCAGCCUGGAACAAGGAGUUAAGCUGGGGGGAGCAUGGUCUGUGGGGUCCAGGCCUUGCUCUGAGAAGAUCAAGUGUGAGGUAACUGGGUUGAGCCUGGGUGUCUUCAGUACUGGGGCUCCUCACCUCUGGGCCCCAUGGCAUUACUGCUCCCCAAGCUGGUUCCAUGGUGGGCCAUCCUGUGAGCAGUUGGAUCUCCUGCCCUUCCCACCACCAAGCUGGAGGGGAUAGCAGUACCUAAACCAGCAGCUUUCCAAGAACUUCCUGCCCCUGACCCAUCCCAUCCCUGCUUGGAGCCAGGGUAGGUACCUUUGACCCAGGAAACAGCAUUCAGCCAGCUGACACCAAGGACUUGGGCCAGCAGUAGCAGCCACCUCUCUAAUACUUUAUGUUCUCUAGGCUUGGGGUUUCUCUAACAUCUUCACUGAUCCUAUAAAAUAUAGGGGCAGAAGCAAUGCUGGGCCACUGGUAGGAUUCUGAACUGGAGGUUUCAACUGUUUGGUGUUUGGCUGGACCAUCCUAAGUCAUUUAGUAGUUUGAACUAAGGAUGUAAACUUAAAACUAAAAGGGAAACUGCUUUGAAUGAUAAAGUAUAGCUCAGUACAACUUGAAGGCCCUCAUCCCUCAAAAGAAACUCAAAGACAGGAUUGAGGCCAUAGCCCACCACACUGUCUACUUGAAGCCUUGGCUAAGGAAUGACCAUCCAGCUGCCCAGCCCUGGAUAGUUAGACUCCAGACUGUUUUCAAAGCAGAUUUUACCUUCAGUUUUCAGGUGUCUGCAAAUAAAGUUCUCAAAACAUCUGUGCCUUUACCAAGGGAAGGGAAGGGAAGAGGACACAUAAACGCUGGCAGUUUGUUGACUACCCUGAACCAGUCCAGGGCCUUGUGCCUCAGCCAGGGAGGGAAGGGAUCUGUCUGUUACCACUCUUUCUUCUUCUCAUCCAUGGAGACACCCCCUGGGCCAAGAGCCACCACCAGGAGCAGGCCUCCAAUCACUGACAUGGUCUGGAAGAAGUCAUACUUCAGGAAGUCAUGCAUGGGUUUAUAGACCGGGAUUGUCCAGAAGGCGUUGAAAUACACGUUGAUGGCAAACAGCCAGACGACGAGAGUCAAAGCUGCCAGCUUGGUUUUAAAACCAAUGGCUACUAAGAUCAUCAGAGCUGUGCCCACAAUGUUCUGGACGAU
This is a messenger RNA of Myodes glareolus (Bank vole), 3156 nucleotides long. It is a transcript of the gene Surf2, whose product is annotated as surfeit 2. NCBI's taxonomy places the organism in Eukaryota, Metazoa, Chordata, Mammalia, Rodentia, Cricetidae. The record is from RefSeq and is a predicted model, not a curated record.